GGCAAAACUACCGCCUCCCAUGGCCUCUCCCACUCAAUAAAACCCACACGCUCACCCAUGGCGAGCGAGAUGAGGGAGGCGCAAGAAAUAUCCUUACCGAACGAUGUCUUGCACGAGAUGGGCCGGCAGGUACGCACCAGAACGAAACAUCAUUGACCAAACAGCAGCAUGCCCUCCUGUUUGCUCUCCCAGGUGGUUGCUGAGCAGCGGCUUGCAGAUGGCCUCGACAGCCACUCUGAGUCACAGCAGCCCGAAUGCGUCAUCACAGGCUCAGAAGGACGAGGCACACCGCACUUCGCCGUCUUGGGAGGCGAUUGUGGAGCACCAGCUGUGUUCUACGUGAAGCGACGGACAGUCUGCGGUCUGAGGGAGGCGUUCCAGGUCAGAUCAUCACAGUGGAGAUGGAGGGAUGGAUGCUGUUCGCAGAGAUGCACGCGUGUUUGUGUGUGUCUGUGUGUGUUUGUGUGUUUGUGUGUGUGUGGUGUGCGGCAGCAAGCUCUUGCUGAGCGGGAGAAGCUACCCGAGUGGCAGCUGUGGCAGCAGCAAACACAUGAGCAGCCAGGUACCCACACACCUGAUCAACCCAAAGCCACGCAUCCAUGUGUCCGUCCAUCUCUCCUGCAGACCCUGCUGCUGCUGCUGCUGCUGCAUCACCAGACAACCAUCACCUGCCGUCCCACGCCACGCUGCUCCGCUACGGCAGCGACCUGAUUGACCUGCACUGCAGCUCUCUCACCGACCCCAGGGACAGCACCAUUGUCAGCCUCCAGUUCGCACACCUUCCUAGCACCGACACGUAUGGCUUCGUGGCCCACUCUACCAAGGACGCGGUCAGGGAGGUGUUUGACUGCGGGGCGCGGGGGAGGGGCAGUGUCAGCCGCAUGCAUGACGCCUUCUUGCGGGCGCUGGCCUGGCGGGACGCCAUGCUCAAACAACUAGGUGGGUGGGAGAGGGAGGGACACGGGGGGGACGGAGGGGUGGGAGGGUCGUGUGCUUAUUCUUGGGCUGGGGUGCGUUGUGUCGUGUCAGUAGUCAAGAGUGAGCCCGCCGCCGAGCUGAGCCUACCACUGGGUGAGUGAGCCCACCGGCACAGACACAACCACACACGGAUUGGGCUGUCUGCUGCCCUUACUUGUGCCCUGUCUGUGUGUCAUGUGUAAUGGAUUGAUUAUUCAGGGGAGCCAACUGGCGUGUUUGGGGCGUGUGGGAUGCCGAGGUGUCCGCCAGGUGUGGACGCGGCGGUCCACCAGCUGAUUGUUGAGGAGGCCAACAGACUUAUCGACUCGCACCGGGCAAAGGAGGGCAAGAUGGAAAACGGCGCCAGACUGCCAGGCAAGCGCCACCACGACCCACCCACCGACCCACCGACCGACCCACAUUCCUACCAUUUCCCUCUGUCCCCUGCCUUCCUUCCUUGUCUGUCUGCAGGGUUUCACAUAGGGUUCCGCGUGCGCUUGGACAAGAGGCACGCCACCAAUCCGUACAGCUUCUGUGUCAAGGUCUGCCUCCCCAUCGCCCCCGGCGCGUCGCAGAAAGCCGACAGAAGGCGACACUUCCCCUUCCCGGGCCGGCCUGACGUGGUGGCGCGGCUGCCACAGGUGCUCGCGGAGGCCAUGGCGCUCAGGGACGCCUGGAGAGACGAGGCGGCCAGGAAUGUCGGUAGGGCAACAAGCUUGGUGCACCCAUGGGUACCUCUAGAUAUCGAUGUGGAGUGGUGUGUGGUGUGUGGUGUGGUGUGGUGUGGUGUGGCGUGGUGUGUUCAGCUGCUGUAGGUUCGGCGAUGGCUUUGUCGGUUGAGGCAGAGGAGGCCGGCAGCGUCUCCCACUCCCACUCCCACACGGAGGGCGCCGACCAAUCCAUGACCGUGACCGACAUCAAAGGUCGGUCAAUCCACCAACCCACACACACACAGAGAUCAAGAGAGGAACAGAGUCAGAUGAGACCCCGCGCCCAGGGAAACAAACACUUCACUCUCUCCCGCUCCCCUCCUGUCUAUUUCUCCCCUCUCUCCCACCCAGCCGAUGCAGGUGCGUCUGACGAGCACACCAGCCCCGUGUCGGCAACCACCCUGCCGCCUUGGAUUGCCGCCCUCGACGCCAAGAUCCGCCGCCGAGCGGACGACCUGAUCCAGGCACAGCGCGCCAGGGAGGGGCUGCAUCCCGGCGCACCCCUCUGCGUGACCUUCCAUGGCUACAUGCGGUCCAGUGGCAAGGGGUCCUCGAAGCGGUACAAGGGGUCCUACCGCUUCGAGAGCCACGGCGGCGGUGUGCCCAAGAGGGUGGUGUAUGUGGGUGAUUGCAGUGAGGACACCUACUUCGCCAUGGACGGCGCCUUUGCACAGGCCGUCGCGCUCAGAGACUGCCCCAACAAUGCGUUUCGGCCGAGUGGUAGGGGCUAGGGGAGGGGGCGAGAGGGGGUGGGGCUCAGGUCAGGGAAGGGGUGCUGAUUUAUUGCGCUUCGUGUUGCUCUCCUCAGCUGCAGACGCCAGCAGUAGUGGUGCGCCCGGACCGAUCGCUACUGAGCAACCGACGGAAGGUGAUAAGAGGCAACCACACAAAUGCCGUUCGUUGUUUCCAUGCGUAUGUGUGUAUGGUAGCAGUUGACGUGAGUCAUCUGGCGAGGGAUGCCUCCCACCUGAUGGACUGUAUCGCCUCCCGGCUGCCCCCCUCCAUCCGCCUGUCCUUCUCCCCCCACGAGCUCUGCUGGCGCGUCAUUUCCCUCACGCCCACGUGCCGCACCACCAAGGACUACUUCAUUCCCGACAGAACACCCACGGCGCUCCGCCGCACUCUGACCGUCGCCACCAACAUGCUCACCAAGGCACUGGGCAUCGAUCUGCCCUUCCCCGGACGCAUCACGGAUGACCCCGAGCUGCUGCAGGAUGGGCCCGAUCUGCCCCUGGGACAUCCCACCUACCAGUUCCAGCAGCAGCAGCAGCACCAGGAGGGGUUUGAACAUGGUGGUGGUGGUGGUGGGUCGUCGGGUGUGGCGCUUUACGAGCAGUGGAGGGCGCUGCCUGGGAUCCCGAGUGACAGUGCUCAGGGGGGCCGGGGGCAGCAGCAGCGGCCCGUGCGGCCCGUCCUCACCAAACGGCCCACUUCUCAUGGCUGGAGCAAACGUAUGGAAGCCAACCAGCAAAGCCAGCAUGACGCAUCCACUGCCUCUCUCUCUCCCUCUCCCUCUCUCAUCGUCUGCUCUCUGUCUGUCUGUUUGUCAGUGCCCGAGUCGCUGCGGGCGGCCGUGACCCAGCAGUCGCGUGAGACCAUCGAUCGCUACAAGCAGGAGCAGCAGGCCCUGGCCCCUGACAAGAAGAGCAUACCCUCCCUCAGGAUCGCCUUCAAACCAGACCGAGGCCACUUCCGCGCCAAGGGCCCUCACGACAUGUCAGACCGGACCUUCCCCGUUGUAGCACCCUACGGCACCGAUCAGGUGGACAAGGCCUUCAGCGAGGCCCUGCUGUAUCGCUGGGGCGUCAUAGUCCCUGAGGAGGCUUAUGCAAUUCCCACUUUAGAAGAGGGGGGCGGAGAGAGCGGCACCACCCACACCAACAAGAGGCCACACGAGGAGGGAGAGGCCGACCAGGGUACGUAUGCGUUGUGGGCGUGUCGGAGGGUGUUGGUGUGACGUUGUCGAUAUGUCUGUGUGUGUGGUUGCAGAUGGUGCGCCUGAUGGCGAUGCUUGUGGGUCGUCCGAGCCUGCAAAGGCCAAGACGAAGAGGCGGAAAAGAGACAAGGGUGAGCCCCCCUGCUUCGUCGAUUGCCCCUCUUUGAUCCAAUCUGUCUGCCUCUUUGUGUUGUGUGUUGUGUGUGUAUUAUGGAUGUCACACAGAGGAUGGCGACGGUGACGGUGAUGAGGAUGGUGUGUACCACAGCAUGCCGGAGGCUGUGGGUGCGUCGGAGGGUUUCUCUGAGGCCUUCCAGGCCACGCACAACGACAUAAAGGCCAAGGGCAAAGAGAUGGUCGGGCUGUACCGGCAGCAGCUUCAGCUGGAGGAUCCCAACGCACACGCACACAUAUUCUUCUCUGCCGGUCAGUCAGUCAGUUUGGUCGCACACACCCCCCACGCCCAUCCAUCCUUAUCUCUGUGUGUGUGUCUGCGUGUCUAUCGGCAGAGAACGUGCCCCGCCGUGGUGUCAAAUAUAUCUACACGUGUUGGGUCAAGCCCGUGCGUCGCCAGAAGGUGACUGUGGGAACCCUCUCCACCGACACGCUGGCUGACCAAGCCAAGACGCAGGAGCUCUACGACAAGCUUGCGAGCAAGUUCCAGGAGGCCGUGGCCAUCCGACAGCAGCAGCUGGCCCUCAAGCAGACCAUCUAUGGCAGCUCUGCAGGCAAGGGUCGGAAUGCACUCAAGGCCGGGACCACGACAGAAGAGGAGAAAGAAGCCGAUGAGUGACUGAAUGAAUGGCGGGAGGGGAGGGCAGGAGGUGACUGCAUGAGCUCACGACGGACGCUGUGCUGUGCGCUGCGUGGUCGGUUGCUUACAGGGAGAGGGAGGGGGUCGUCUAUGGUAUUGCAAUCAUUAUGUGCAUUCAGAUCCAUCCAUCCAUCCGUCGAUGUGUGUCGCAGGCAGGGCAGGGCAGCGCAG
This is a messenger RNA of Vitrella brassicaformis, 4588 nucleotides long. The record is from the annotation of a GenBank genome assembly. Lineage: Eukaryota; Vitrellaceae.